Nerophis lumbriciformis (worm pipefish) is the source of this 672-nucleotide messenger RNA. The record is from RefSeq and is a predicted model, not a curated record. NCBI's taxonomy places the organism in Eukaryota, Metazoa, Chordata, Actinopteri, Syngnathiformes, Syngnathidae.
AUGAUGCAUCAAGUGACCUGUAGCAGCAGCAGCAGCAGUAGUGACUUCUGUAUGAGUGGACCUGCAGACGACUGUCAUCCGACAAGCCGUUUUGAUCUAUGCAACCUCCAAUCUAACAAGUUCUACCCCUGCUCCCCAGCAAACUCUGGCUUGCACCUUUCAUUUGCAGGCCUGGCUCCAUUGCCACAGAACAUGCACAAGGUGAUGGCAGGUCAGACACAGGAGACCCAAAACGCCUUUCAACUUCAGCCGUUGACUGUCGAUAGCGUUGAGGUUGUAGGGCCUGAAGGUACCAAGAAAGGUUCAAGCAAAGUGAAGUCUGGAAGGAGAGGCAGACCACUGGGGACCACCAAAUUGGCUGGUUAUCGCACAAGUACUGGACGUCCACCUGGGACAACAAGAGCUGCCGGUUUUAAAACCAGCCCGGGCAGGCCUCUCGGGACCACCAAAGCAGCCGGCUACAAAGUGAGCCCCGGCAGGCCCCCCGGUAGCGUCAAGAGUCUGGCGAGGCUCAAAGAACAGGAAAGUGUGGGUGAUGUGCCCAAGAAACUCGAUUUCAGUGCAACCAAACUGGACUUCACUGGCUGUGAUAUUCCGCUGCUUGCCUAUGCCAUGGUGGAGAAAAGAGACUUGUGCGAGUCUCUCGUUAAAGCAGAUGAAACCAGUUCAUAA